AUGUUGUAAACAAUAUGGUGUUGUAAACAGUUUCCUUUUAAUGUGAAGUUGAGAUUUUUUAAUUUUAGUCGUCCUGAAAAUUGUCUUUCAGACUCCCAAAUCCAGAUAAUAUGUUACAGACAGCGUACACUACUAGCAAACCUCAUUCUGAUAGACUGUCUAGUACAUGUGCAGUACUGUGCCAAAAGAAGGACAAAGAUAAACCUGACCUUCAACUAACUGGCUCUCAGAUUCGUCUUACAUGUCGUCCAAAACUGAAUAUUGGAAAAGCAAGUUCCCGUUUUGUGCCUGUGUUUAAUAAUCAUGUGAAACGACCAAUGUCUGCUAUGUCUACAUUUGGGCAUCAGGCUGUACGUGGGCAUAGUGAAACAUGUAAUGGUGGGUGGAAGCGACCCCACUCUGCCAAUAACUCAUAUUUUUCUGGAGGUGACCAUUCAGUAUCAAGUUCAACAACAUCUGAAUGUGUUGAAACAUCAGGAAGAAUUGCAUAUGCACAAUGUGAUGAUACUUAUCAUAGGAAUAAGGUUCCUGCAAAAUUUCCUUUGUUAGGUGAAAAUCUUCAUAAUUGUGCAACUGAAAAAGAACUUCCUGACAGACAGACAGAUGAUAAUGUAACAGAGCUGGAUCAUGGUUUUGGUGCAACACACAUACUUCCAUCAUCUCAACUUGAGUGUCUUACAUCUGAACUAUUAGGAUGUACAAGAACAGGAACUGAGUUAAAAAACUGUUGUGACAAACUUGGAAUCAAGAAUUCUUUCUGCAACAAAUAUGAACCUGAAAGUUUGAGCAGUGAUUGUUCCAAUGUGCAAUGCCAUUCAGAGACAAGUCUUGGAGAGCAAAUAAUAGCAAAGGCUCAUGACCCACAACCAGCAGAACUACCUUCUAUACUUCCUCUUAAACAAGAACUUGCAAGCAAACCAACUUUAAACAAUGAUGAUAUUUUGUUUGGAACGUUUAAUCAUGUUUAUAGUCCAGUAGAUAAGCUGCAGUAUUUGAACCAAACUACCCAUUCACUAGACAAUGAUGUGCUAGUUUCUGGUGUGGAAGAUGGGAACAGUAGUCAUAUGUGUAGCAUGAAAAAUUUGAUUUCUAUGGUUUUUUCAGAUGGGAGUGAUAUAUGUCAAAGAAACUUAGUUAAUAAUGUUACUGAAGAUAUGUUUAUUACACAGAAGUGUUCAAACAUAAAGGAUGAAAUUCCUAUGAACACACAGUAUUCUUCUCAGCAUGGGGAGAAGAGACAGAAUUUCAAUGAACAGUGCCAAAAUGAAUUGGAGCUCAAGCAUUACCUUUAUACACAAAAUCCAGCAGUUUUAAGUAGAACAUGUAAUGCAUUUGAUGAUGUUUUCAAUUACGUAGGAGAUAUCAAAGUUCAGCAUUGGUUUCAAGACUCAGUAUGUGAAGUUGUUAAAGAACCAAAGGCUCAUAUCUUUGACACUGAAAGGCAAACUGACUUACUUUUAAUGAAUUUGGCAACGGAAAAGUGCAGUUCUAAAUGUUCUGACAACUGUGAACGUUUUGGUAUGAGAGCUAGACAUGACAGUGACAGCAGAGUUCAUUUUGGUAAACCAAGAAGGCAAGAAUUUCAUUUGAAUUCUUUAGUAGAUGAAGACAUUGGUUCAUCAAGCAUAAAUGUUGAUGGAAGUGAUAAAAGGUGUUCUGUGUCUAACAUUGACAGUCAUAGAGUGAAUGUAGAUAAAUCAGAUGCAGUUCUUAAUUUGGAAUUGAGAACCACAAAGAAGUCACUUCUUACUAGUCAAAGAAGAGAAGAAACUGAUUCUGAACAAUUAAAAAUUUCGUCAUCUCAUGGGGAAUUUGAAGGAAACGGUAACAUUUCACAUAAGAUGUCCAAUGUCAGCAAAUCUGAAGAAAAUGACAAAUCAGCAGACCUGAAUAUUGAAUGUUCUGUAGCUUCAACAGGCAAAGAAUCACCAACAUCAUCGCUAAAUACACAGUUGGAAAUCCUAGAACAACAUGAACAGAUCAGACACAUUCCUAAAGAAUCAGCACGAUCACUUGAUCCCAAAGUAGCCUUACAAUUAAAUUUAGAAGUUUUCAGCAUGCAACAUGAUGUUCUUGAGAAAAGUAACAUACCUUAUCCACUGGAUCGGGGAAAUGAUUUACCUGCACCUACAUCUCUGCCACAUGAUACUUAUGACCUGAAUGUGUUCAAUGUUGACCUUUCAGGGAACUCAACUUAUGAUGACAUUAUCUCCAUACUUAAGGUCUUGGAGCAAGAAGAAACAUGUUCUGGUAGUGAAGCAUUUCUGAACACAGAUGUUCUAGAUAGCGCACAGAAUGUUUCAGUCACCAGUGGGAAACUGUGUGAUAUUUUGACCUAUCUUGAUAAAGUGGAACAAGGCUGUGGUGCUACAUUAGAAUCUGCAAAAGGUGAACUCAAAACUGUGAAUAAUACAACCCAAAAUAAUGACCUGAAGUUGACAACAAUGCCCAGGGUGGAAGAACUGCUUAACUUGAGCAAGGUAGACUUGGCUCAUGAAGUACUUGCACUUCAUCUACAGCUGGAGGAGAAGAGUAAUAGCUUCAAUUUAUUGCAAGAGACAUUACAUGAACAGCGAAAACUCACACUCCGCAACACUAGGAACAUUAACCGUGACGUGAAGAAAAAACUGCAUGAGCAGAAAGAAGAAUAUGAAGCAGUUGUUGCCCGUCAUCAGAAGUUCAUUGAUCAGUUGAUAGCUGAUAAAAAGAAUCUUAGUGAGAAGUGUGAAUCUUUGGUCUUCGAAGUGAAGAAAUCUGAGGAAAAUCAUAAAAAGACUUUGAAAGCUGUGGAAGAACGCCAUUCUGUAGAGUUACAGAGAACACGAGAAAUGCAUGCAGCUGGUGAGAAGCUUCGCAGAGACAGGUGGAUUGAUAACAAGACACAAAAGAUUAAGGAGAUGACAGUAAAGAGCCUAGAGCCAGAACUUGAGAGAAUGAAUACAAGACAUCAACAAGAGUUAUCAGACUUAAGGUUGUUGCAUAAGCAGGAAUUAGAUGACCUUGAAAUUCGGGCCUCUCGGAAAACAUCUCAACAGAUGGAACAGCUCAGAGAUCAACUUACUGCUGAAAAGGAACAGGCAUUAGCCAAAGAAAAGGAACUACUCAGCCAGAGAAUUGAGAAACAAGUAGAGCAAGAGGAACUGGAAUACCAGGCACGACGACGUAGGUUCUUAGGAGAAAUCCGCCGAGAGAAAGAAAGACUUGCAGAAGAAGAGACAAGAAUGAGCAAAGAAUUAGAGGAAACUAAACAGAAUUUAUCUAGAGAAAAUGCUAAGGUUAUAGAAAGGCUGAAACAGGAACAUAAGGAGACAAUGGAGGCAUGCUCAAGGAAACAUCAGAAUGAAGUGAAAUCUCUUAAAGAAGCAUUAGAAAUUGAGAAAGAAGCUUGGAUGCACAGCUAUAAGAAAGACCUAGCGACACAUAUUUCUGAACAAGAAUCUGAGUUAAGGAACCAGUAUAAAAGAGAGCGAGAUAAGGAGAUUGAGCUUGUGAUAGAGAGGCUGGAAAGUGAUGCAACUCGAAGUAGGGUAGAGCUGGAGCAAGCCAUGGACAAUAGACUCAGACGAUUAAAAGAGAAGUUUGAUGCUGAAGUCAAAGACUUGGAAGAUUCAGAGAAAUCAAUAAAAACCAAGUAUAAUGAGACAAAGGGUAAAUUAGUAGAGAAAGAAGAUGAGGUUAUCAGUCUAAAAGCCAAUGUUAGGCAACUAGGAAAGGAACUGGAAGAAGCUAGGAAGAUUGUUGACAGAUUAUCUGGAGAGCGUACAGAGGUCAAGGAAAUUGUUCGUAGAGAAUUUAUAAAUCAGAUGGCUGCUGCAGAACAUGAGAACAUUAGACUGAGAGAGGAAAUGGUGGAACUGAGAACCAGACACAGGAUGGAGCUCUCUAGCAAAGUAGAUGAGGUAGCAAGAAUGAUGACAGAUAAGGAAGAGCAGUUGCAGCAAGUGUAUAAUAGGUAUGAUGGAAACACUUACUUCAUAUGUGAGGUGAAAUUAGCAGUGGCUAAAAGGGAUGAAACUAUCCAGAAACUGAAGUCCCAACAUGAAUCAGCACUGAAACGCUGCAGUCACUUAGAAGAACUUCUUGAACAACAGAGAUGAGAUUCCUUAACUAGUUGUAGAUCUCAGUACAGUUCUACCGAAUGGAUUUAAUGAAUGUGUGAUCAGCUGAGAUCAUGAUCAUGCUGAUCUCACCAAAUACACAAGUAUUAACUAAAGUAGAAGACUGAACUAACGCAGAAACGUGUUGAAGUUGGUUGAAUCCUGCUACAUUAAAUUGUGUAUAGUAAAUAAGAGGUCGAGUUGUGUGAAAAACUUUCUAACUGGUUACAAGUGAAUGCCAAUUAUGUGUUUGUAUUUUUUUCUCUGAUGCAUAUAUGUACUUGUAGUUAGCUUGGUUAUGUUUUUUUGUAUAUGUUAAUCAGGAAGUCCUGUGUAUGUGAAAUAGAAUAUUAUGCUAAAGUUUGUUAAAUUACUUUCUUUUUGAUAAAUUCUUGGAUAUGUGUGAUCAGUAAAAUAAAUUUAAUACCAAUUUUCA
Zootermopsis nevadensis is the source of this 4533-nucleotide messenger RNA. RefSeq names its product centrosomal protein dilatory (gene dila). Gene Ontology annotation, biological process: intraciliary transport involved in cilium assembly; regulation of centrosome duplication; cilium assembly. Gene Ontology annotation, cellular component: centriolar satellite. Lineage: Eukaryota; Metazoa; Arthropoda; Insecta; Blattodea; Termopsidae. The record is from RefSeq and is a predicted model, not a curated record.